AUGGAAGACAGGUUUGAUAAGAAAAUGGAUAUGUUAUUUGCUGUUAUGAACAAGUCAUGUUCUUCUAUAGGUAGUUCGACUGUUGCACAGGUUUCUCAAUCUGGAAGUUCAGAUAACGUCCCAAGUACAGGGGAGCGUAGACCGGUAAUUUCUUUGAAUGCAAAUCUUGAUGAGGACUUGGGAAGUCCUAGAAUUAUCAGAAAUAUUGAUUUUGACAAUAGGUCAAAAAUUUCUCUUCAUAUAGACAGUCGUGAAAAGGCUGAUUUACUUGGUUUAUGUUCAUCAGAGGAUGAAUAUUCUCGUGGCCUCAGUAGUCCUGUUUAUUCUCAGGCUGGCAAUAAAUCUAGAAAUGUUGAAAGAUUUAGUCAAUAUCUACAAACUCAACCUACUAUUAGUAACAAUGUUGAAAGUCAGUCAAAUCAGAGACAAACAAGUAACAUUGAUAAUAAUAACAAUAAAACUGUAGACAAGCAGUCAGAUAAUUUAAAUUUAUUGUCUAAACUUUUCAAGGAAGAUAUUCCUUCAGAAUCUUCUGAUAAUUCUGGUGGCUUGAUCAUUGAUGAGGCACAGGUUAGAAUUCUAGAACGUUCCUGGAGAACUAAAAAUCCAGAGAAACUUACAGCUUAUAAAGAUGAAUACCGUAGUUGUUUUCCGGUUAAUGAUAAAUCUAAAAGCUUUUUGCAAGUACCCAGUUUGGAUGAUUUAUUAGAACCAAUGAUAAGAACUGUUCAUGGUACAAAUAGUGUUAAGUCAUGGGACAAACAUAAGCAGUUGGUUACUCAACCUUUAAAACAGAUAGAGAAUCUAGCCUAUCAAGGGCAGGUGGCUUCACCUAUGGGUAUUAUAUCAGUGUUGUAUAUGCAACAAACAUUAGGAACCUUAUUAGAGAGGGUUGAAAAUGAAAAUGUUAGUGAUGAAACUUGUCAAAUGGUGAAGGACUUGUUUGCAAUUUCGACAAAGUCUCUUGAUCAGGUAGGACGCACAGGUGCGUUUAACCAUAUGAUACGCAGGAAGGCUGCAGCUACUGAGUCUGGUUUAAAUAACUUGAAAGAUAUACAGGCUAAAGUUUUGUAUUUACCUCUUUCGAAUGAAGGUGUAUUUGGUAAAGGUUUGGAAGACAAACUUGAGAAACGUAAAGAACAACGUGAGCAACUAGACGAUCUGUUACCAGAGUAUAAGAACAAUAAUAAGAGAAAGUUUGAAUCUACUCAGGUGCGUCAAGAUUGGCAAAAUAAAGCUCCUAGAUAUAGUUCUAACAAUAGUUAUACUCAUGUUAAUUAUAACAAUGCUAAUUCAGCUGAUAAACGUUCAGGUUUUAGUUAUAAUAAAUCUUCUGUGAGAUCUGCUCCUAGGAAGUUCCAGAAAGACAAUAAAGCUGAUGACUUUGGGAAAAAAGAUGAAGAAAAGAAAGCAGGUGGCAACUGGAAUUCUUUUCGGAUCCCAAAGAAAAACAGUAGCUGACUCAGAGUUAAAGGAGAUGUAGCGAUCUGCAGGCACUAAGAACGGAUAAAGGCUCCAUGAGAAUACAGACUAAAGGAAUUACGUUUAUAAGACAUGGCCUAGCCAAACAGGAUAGGGAGAAACAUUUUGGAGAAAAAAUUUUCGUACCUACAUACACUGAGAAUACCUCUUUAGAUCCACGGAAAAGUCUGUUGUAAUAUUUAGAUAAAACAAAAUCGUUGCGUAAAAAAUUACAACAGGACCAAAGAGGGAAAUUAUUUUUUAGCUUUAUGUGAACCUCACAAAUCAGUUACCUCUCAGACAAUUUCACAUUGGAUUGUUCAAAUUAUUAAACAGGCUUAUUCUGAUUCUGAAUAUCCAGGGAAAGGUAAAAUACAUGCGCAUUCUACAAGAGCUAUUGACCCAACUUGGGCAUUCUUUAAAGGAGCAUCUAUCAAUUCGAUCUUAGAAUCUGCAGAUUGGAGUUCAGAAUCUACCUUUAGUAGAUUUUAUUUGCGUGAAUUAGAUGUAAAUGUGUUACAGAAAAUAGACUAAGUUGAUAUUUUCGGCGAGUUGCACAGUAUGUUUUUGUUAUUCAUUAAAAUGUUAGUGGUGGAAGCAUUUUAAAUGGUGGAAGUAUUUUAUAUGUUUUUAAAUAUGAACAUGAACUACAUUUCAACUUAUGAUGAAGUUUGAAAUGACAAAGAAUCACAGAGAAGUUUUUCUGUUAUUAGAUGUGUACAUGUGUUGUAGAAAGUCUCUUCAGGUGAGAUAAUUUAUUUAUAACACUCCUCCUAAGGUUCAGACUGCUUUGAAAUCAGUAGUAAUCCUUAUGUAUAUUCCUUGACUGGUAAGUAAAAAUAUAUAUGAUAUAAAAUUGAGAAUUUGUUAUCAAGUUCUAAUUUUAUGAAUUAUUUUUACUUACCAGUCAAGGCUCCCACCACCUCCCCAGUUAUAAAUAAUUUUCGGUAAAAGGGAAUAUUUUGUUCCCGCCGAUAAACUGAGGAGGCAUUCACCCGGAUGAUCAA
Molecule: messenger RNA, 2468 nt
Organism: Mytilus trossulus (common blue mussel)
Lineage: Eukaryota; Metazoa; Mollusca; Bivalvia; Mytilida; Mytilidae
Exons: 2
Coding region: 1-1461 (486 amino acids)
Source: RefSeq, a predicted model, not a curated record